AUGACGAAUUCAUCAGCCCAAAGUCCUGUAUUCUACAAAAUAUUAACUUCUGGUAUGAAAGAGUCCAAAGAAAAUAGUCUUACAUUUUCGGAUUCUACUGACACUGAUAACUGCUUCUGUUCGUUUACAAGGGAAAAAUGGGACAAAGCUGAAACAGACGCUGAACUCGCGCUAAAAUUGUGCAAGUUUGCCCAUGUAUAUCAAAUUGAUCAAUUGAAAACAACGUGUGAAUAUAUUUUAGUUAUCAGUUAUAUUACAGCAACAAACAAGUGCUUUUAUUACAUGUGUGAGAUGAGUGAGGAAAAUAAAGACGGAAAGAAUGUAUUAUUUACAUUCAAAUAUACUUUUGAAAAAAUCGGAUUUACAAAAGAAGGAAUGAAUUCACCUAAAUUUGAAACAUCCAAAAUUCCAGAUGUUAAAUUUUCAAUUUCCGUUCGUAUAGCUAAUAAGUCUAAGAUGUACGUACAAAACGAUAUUAGAAAAGCUGUUUCAAUAAUAAAAAUAGACUACGGUGAAUUAAAUUCAACUAAAAGCGUUGUUGAUUGGAAAGAUAUAUUAUCUUUUGAUAAAUUGAAUAUUCCUUUUGAUUUUGACGUUUGCGAUAAAAAAGAUAAUCCAGAUUUUUGUGAAAGAAAACGAAAUCACUUGUAUACGGUGACAAUAAUUUGGAACGGAUUCGUUAAAGACUUAUUGUAUUGUUCAGAUGUCAGCAGUAUACUGAAAAAUGGUAAUAACAGUAAAGAAUAUAUCGACAUGAUUAUUAAAAUUGAAGACAUUGUAUUGCCAGCUCAUAGAAUUAUAAUGUCAGCCCAAGGACCUGUAAUCUCGAAAAUGGUAACUUCUAUGAAAGAGUUGAAAAUAAAUAGUAUUACAUUUCAUUACAAGGGAAAAAUGGACAAAGCUAAAACAGACCUUGAACUGACUUUCAAAUUAUCCGAAUUUGCGCAUGAGUAUCAACAUGAUAAAUUGAAAACAACGUGUGAAUAUAUUUUGAUUACAUUACCUUCAUCGAAAAGAAUGCUGCUGAGAUGCGUAAAUAUGCAGCACCUGAGCUACCACCAAGCUUGGGUUCCACUGGGUCAUCUUGUGAGGCAACUUCUAGGGCACCUCAGACAACAUCAAAAAUGCUCCCAACAAGCUCACAAUUCG
Messenger RNA from Cotesia congregata, 1149 nucleotides. The record is from the annotation of a GenBank genome assembly. Lineage: Eukaryota; Metazoa; Arthropoda; Insecta; Hymenoptera; Braconidae.